Messenger RNA from Drosophila willistoni, 484 nucleotides. It is a transcript of the gene ND-MLRQ, whose product is annotated as cytochrome c oxidase subunit NDUFA4. The transcript has 4 exons. The record is from RefSeq and is a predicted model, not a curated record. Lineage: Eukaryota; Metazoa; Arthropoda; Insecta; Diptera; Drosophilidae. The coding region runs from base 86 to 337 and encodes 83 amino acids.
UUUGCUUUAUACAAACACAUCGAUAACGGCUCUUCAGCUCUAAUCGACCGUCACAACAAGAACAAUUUCUUAGAAGCAAAUCAAGAUGCAAGGACUGGGAUUGCAAAGUAUCAAGAAGAACCCAGCGCUCAUCCCGCUGUAUGUUUGCGUUGCAGCUGGAGCUAUUGGUGCAGUCUACUACAUGGGUCGCCUGGCCACCAGAAAUCCAGAUGUGACAUGGAACCGAUCCUCCAACCCAGAGCCAUGGCAAGAAUAUAAGGACAAGCAGUAUAAAUUUUACUCACCAGUCAGAGAUUACUCGAAAACAAAGAGUGCUGCUCCCAACUACGAGGAAUAAAUUAAACUUUUAUUAUUAACAUGUAAUUUAAAUAAAAAUGUUAACCAAUUACAUGUGUAUGAAUGGUUGCUUAUUCCAAUGCAUACAAGUUUAAAUAAAGAAAUAAUAUUAGUAGGAUAAAUUCCGCGCUACCAGAAAAAAAGUAAA